Messenger RNA from Cryphonectria parasitica EP155, 1995 nucleotides. RefSeq lists its product as uncharacterized. The transcript is spliced from 5 exons. The record is from RefSeq and is a predicted model, not a curated record. The coding region runs from base 115 to 1995 and encodes 626 amino acids. NCBI's taxonomy places the organism in Eukaryota, Fungi, Ascomycota, Sordariomycetes, Diaporthales, Cryphonectriaceae.
AUGCGAUCUCAAUAUCUCAUUCGAGGCAAUGUGCCCUUGAAGAAAUUGUCGGAUCAGGAAACCUACAUUUUCUCACCACGACCGAUUAUAUCGCUGAGAGGCCUCUCUAGAUAGAUGUUUUUACUGCACAUGGCUGGCUCGAGUGACUUUACAGUGACCGAACGCCGUAUUCGCCUGCACUCUCCUGCCAUUGACUUCAUCGACACGAUCCUGCCCCGAUACCACGCAAUUUCUGAGCACCCAGAUAUCGUAUGUGACGGCGUCUCAAAGAAGUUUGCUGCUGUCGUGGCCCCAGUCGACGCGACCGGAGGCAGAACUCAGGCCGCAAUCACGCCCCAGCUGGCUGUACGCCAACUCCCAACAGAAGUGGAGGACAUGAAGUUUUGGGAGCCAAUAUGGCCGAAGGCUAUAGCUCGCCUUAAAGAGACCGUCGAGGCUCCUCAUCGGAAAGAAAAAGGAUGCAGCAUUCGAGAGACCAAGACGUGGGCGGAAAUCCAAGAAGUUCUCGAAAGAGCCCGGAACGAAUAUGAGGGCAUCAAAACGAGCCCCAAACUGUAUCAAAAAGUGUUCAAGAAAGUUAAGGGACAAGGCCGUCUUUGGAGCGAAAAGGUUGCAACGCCCGUCCAGCAGUUCAUCAAAAUCAUGCCCAACCAUCCUGUUGCAAAUCCCGUGCUUGGUGCAGUCAAUCUUUUGAUGAAUGCAUGGAAAGAAGCGGCCAAGAUUCGGCGGGAACUCGCUGAAACCUUGGACGAGACUGCCCUGCGGUCCUUGUUCGCCGAUAUCAACAUGUAUUCGGAAAUGUACCAAGACGACCCAAACAUAAUCAGAGCUUCUGUCAACCUCUUGUCAACCAUAUUUAAAGCUGUUGAAGGAGCUAUCGGUUUCUACAUCAGCUGGCAGGUGUCUCGAAUUGGUGGUUUAACCUUCGUUGGCGAAGAGUACCUUGAACCCUUCCGCAAUUCUCUCAGACAGAUCAAGGUGGACGAGGAUAAUUUAGCGAAAGAAGCUCAGAAGACCUGUUUAUGGCAGCAGAAUGAAAUCCGUGAAUUCCAAUGCGAAUUGUGUCAUAUAGAACUUCCCCGAAUCGGGUCCGUUAACCACGACGUAGCAACUAUACAUUCAGCAGAGUCUAGGCUCCCCAUAUCCGAACCCAGAGCGCUUCCAGCCUCGGACAACAGCAUCACUCCUCAAACCCUACUCGAACUCCUCGACAGCACUGCUGUCGACGAAGAAGACAUGGACGCCAUCUUCGACAGGGCAGGGGCCUUCUCGUCUGAGGAUCGCGGGCGCGCCGAGCAGGUCGUCAGCAUGUCGGCGUUUCGCGACUUGUUUGCCAGCCCCGGAGCGAGCAAGCUUCUGGUUCACGGCGAGUACGAUAGCAAUUACCCCGAGAUAUCGCCACUGUCGGCACUGUGCGCCAGCCUUGUGCGAGCACUGCGGACCAGACCGGCGUUCGUCUGCCUCGUCUUCUUUUGUGGGCGGCAUCUGGGUCGACGUGACGACAACAAUACUGGGGUCAGUGGUCUCAUGCGCAGCUUUGUGUCACAACUCCUGCGGCAGUGUCCGUCAGUAUGCCCUGACACGUUGGGUCCGGAAAUAUCCAUGAGCGAGAUUGAGGAUGAUAAUCCCGAGCACCUUGCUAUGCUCUUUGUUGAUAUGGCUCACCGGCUGCCACAUUCGACGACGCUCGUGGUAUUAAUCGAUGGAGUUCUAUUGUACGAGAGAAAACAGCUUCGUGAGGGGCUGCACGAUGUCGUCGAUAUGCUCGUUCGACUGGCUGAAGAUGAUGAACUCAUGCACAGCACAGUCAAGAUCCUCCUGACAAGCCCGAGUGAAACAAGGACUCACGAGUUGAAUAAUACCUUCCGAGAUCAUGGCGCAGUGGUAUCGAUGAGAUCUAUGUUGGAUACUGGUCAGGGACCUAGUAGAAGUGGCGUGGCCAGAAAACUUGAGGAGGGGCUAAGCGACGGGUCAAACGCGGACGCAGAAGCAUAA